AUGGUCAAAAACUUCUUCGUCUGGCUAACAUUCUACCUCAACACCAUCUACUUAGGAAUCGUCAGUUUGACAUUGAAAGUCCUUCAACGACCAUCCUUUGCAUCCUCCAUAUUUUGGUCAAUGUCUUUACAACAUCUGCAAAAUCUUUCACUGAGCCCAAUCAGACGUCAAAGUAUUGACGCUUCGUUUGAUAAUGGACUUGGAAUACUCACGCGAUUUUCAAGCCAAGCUAGAAGCUCCUCCGCUCCUGAAAGACAAGAUUGUUUUCGGAGUCUGAUCGAUGUCAUUCGGAUACUAAAUGAUUUUGGCGAUGAAGAGCAUUUUGAGAAAUUCUUUCAAACAAUUUGUGAACUUGGAGAAGAUGAAGCUUUGCAAGUCCGAGGAGCACUACUCGAAAGAUAUCCGACUCUAUUUUCUGAAUGCCGAGGAUCGAGUCACUUGAAUCCCUACGUGGAUCGUUGCCUAACUCCAUGUCUUACUAGUCAAUUGAACUCGGUGGAAAUGAUAAGAAAAGCGGCAUUGGAUGUAAUCGGGAUAUUGCUUGAACAACGUCUUUUUUCCGAGGAGUCCCUCAAGAAUUUGCUGGUGCCAACACUUUUCCUAACGCUAGAAGCGCCCUUAGAAACGGAUGAGCGAGUGCAACAGUCAUAUAAUCUUUAUGCUGAAGAAAUUCCACUUGAAACAUGCACGGUGAUUUGCCGUGUCAUCUCAAUGCAAUGCAUCAAUGACCAAGAAUGGAUCUUUCAAAAUUUUGUGCCGAAAUUUUCAACGUUUUUGCAAAAGCACUCAUCAGCUUUUCAAUUACGCAAAGCAGCCAUCCAAAUCUUUGGGCAACUUGCGGAUCUUUUUGGUGAAGGAUUUGUAGAAGCGUUUCUCGUUCCACACCUUGUUGCUUUAUCCAACGAUGACGCUUGGGGAGUACGAAAAGCAGUUUGUGAGAUCUUUGUUGAUGUGGCCUCGUUCUCGAACUCGAGAUUACGCAAGGAAGUGCUUGUUCCUGUAUAUUUACGGCUGUUAAACGAUAAAAUACGAUGGGUUGCUAGUAUGGCAGCACAAGAAUUGGGAAGAUUUAUUUCAACAUUUGCGGAUCAUGCUUUUACGGGUCUGUCGGUGCAAAACGGCAAAGUUGUUGAGGCACCUUCCACUAAUGCCGCUGUCAAAGAAGAAGAUAUUCGAAAGUAUGCUGAACUACCUGCAGGGUGCUACAUGCCGGAAAAUGAUCCAAAUUCUUCAUCACUUUACCAGCACGCUGAAUCGUUUGAUGACAAUACUCUCCUACUGUUCGAAAAAUUAAAUCGGCGCUCAAACUUCAAUCUGAGUGUGGCUGCUCUUGGCCGUUGCUCAAGUUCGGACAAUUUAUCCAAAGUAGGAUUGGAAUCGGUGGAUCUUAUGCAAAAUUACGAAGAAGAUAAUCUGGAUUUUGACAACUCAGAUCCGUUCAAUUGCACAAUGGAUAUAAGCUUUGGUGAGACCAGUGGAGUUCUUGAUGGAACACCUAAAGCGAAUACCGAUAAAGUAACACUGUCACCGGCCUCUCCUUCAUCUCCUGAACUAUUAACGUAUUGGCGUCCAACUUUUCAAUUAAGUGACGAUGAUCUCCUUCGAUUUGGCAUUUUGACACCAUUCGGUUCAUCUUCAAGCUCACAACAACAGCAAGGUCCCUCACGCGAUAUUUCGGCUCAACAAUUGCCAUUCCAAGAAGCAAGCUUUUUGUCUAAUGAAGGAAGCAAGACGCCAACGCCAGAUAAAGGAAUGACUACUGGCUCAGAUCUUGUGGAGAUGGAUAUCUCUAACGAUGAUAUGUCGAUUGAUUCUUUUGCAAAUGAAACAGCUUCAACGAGUGGACACGCGAAUGAUACUGUGAAUACGACGGAUUUGUUCGAUCAGAAUACUUCGUGCCAAGAGGAUACAUCGAUGGAUUUCUCUGACUCUUCAUCUACAAUGGACUACAAUGUUUCAACGACGAGUGCAUCAACUUUCACGGAAAUGGAGGGAAGCACUAUGGUUGGCGAUUUACCCCUUCACAACUACCCAACUCAAAACAUCAAUCUUUUGAAUAAUACAGCAUCAUUAUUUCAAAGCAAUGAUGAUAUGUCUUUGGAGUCUUCGUUGAAAACAGCUGCAGAAAUGGAGCCGUCAGCUGAAGAACAAAAGCUGAAAGAGUUCAUCCCGAUGGAACUUGUUAAGUGGUUUAUCAGAGAAAUGAAUGACGAAAGUGAUGCCGAUUAUAAUAAACAUCGGGCCAAAGCUUUUCCAGCUGUUGCGUUGACUCUCGGGAAACGACAUUGGGAGAUUUUACGCAAAACCUACUUGAGGCUUGUCAAUGAUAAUGAAUUGGCUGUGCGAGCACUACUGGCUGCUUCUCUUCAUGAUAUUGCUACAAUCGUUGGACCAGAUAUCACGCUUAACGAUUUGGUUCCAGCCUUUAAUCGCUUUAGAGAAGAUGAGGAAGGGGUUCGACAAAAUCUGUUGUUUAACCUCUUCGAGUUCGUCGAGCGAGUACCGGAACCCGGGAGAAUCCUUUUAUUGCAAAGCCUGCCACAUAUGCUUCGAACUGACAACAACAACAACAACAGUAAUUGGCGUUUUAGGAAAGAUUUCGCGAUUGAAUGUGGAAAACUGUGCUCCCUAUAUUCUUUGGAUGAUGUGAAUCGAGGAAUUUCGGGAAUAGCUUUGACACUAUGCUCUGAUCGGGUCGACGAAGUGCGUGAUGAGGCUGCAAGAUUGACAGCUGGGAUUCUGGGAAUGAUGGUUCAAAAUGAGAUCGGAAAUAACAACAAAUCAUUUGCGGAAACAAAGUACACGAAAGCGUUUGUUGAUGAUAUUGUGCGUGGAUACGCUCAUUCUCGAGUAGCAAAGAAACGGAUCACGUUCGCCACCAUUUGCAAGUACUUAUUGUCCCAGGGAUUCAUCGCAAAAGAACAUUUUAUUGCCUUCCUCCUCGAUCCACUUCUUGAACUAGCUACAGACGAUGUCGGAAAUGUGCGUUACUCAGUUUGUCAAGUGUUGCUACUGCUCAGCACUUUAUUAAAUAUUACAUCAGUAGCAAAUAUCAAUCAAAUUCUGCUCAAAUUGGAAAAGGAUUCGGAUGGGGAUGUUUCGCGGUCAGCACGUCGAAUCUUGGCUGAAAGCGAACAAGUGUAUGCCGCUGAGAUGGCCAAGCCAAUUGACGUGACCACGAGAAAAUUUCAGUUACUCGAAAAGGAAGAAGAAUACUUUGCUACUCUUGCCGAACAUAUGGAACGUGCUCGUAGACAAAAUUUUGAAAAUGGACCUUCAAGC
Molecule: messenger RNA, 3282 nt
Organism: Mesorhabditis belari
Lineage: Eukaryota; Metazoa; Nematoda; Chromadorea; Rhabditida; Rhabditidae
Source: the annotation of a GenBank genome assembly